This is a messenger RNA of Closterium sp. Yama58-4, 999 nucleotides long. NCBI's taxonomy places the organism in Eukaryota, Viridiplantae, Streptophyta, Zygnematophyceae, Desmidiales, Closteriaceae. The record is from the annotation of a GenBank genome assembly.
AUGCUUAAGCCUAGCCCAGCGGUUGUUGAUGCUCUAGCAGCGUUGGAGGGGGAGGGCGAGGAGAAGAGAGGGAGAACAGGAGAGAAGGAGCAGUGGAGGCUGACAGGUGCCGAGCUGGUGAAUCCGGAGGGGGAGAACGGGCAGGCAGGAGCAGCAGGAGCAGCGGCAGGAGCAGCAGGAGCAGCGGCAGCAGGAGCAGCGGCAGCAGCAGCAGCAGCAGUGUCGUCGCAGGCGUGGCGGGGACUGAUGGACGCUCAGGUUGAUGUGAUGAGUGUGUCUCGCCCUCUCUCCUCGCACCCCUUCCUGCACACCACCUUCACCCCCAGCGACUACUCCACUGAGUUUUACAUUAUACGGCACGGGGAGGCAGCACACAACGUGUCGUCUCUCAUAGGAGGCCGCUCCCACGACGCUCCCUUGACAGCGCUGGGGCAGCAGCAGGCGAAGCUGCUGGGGGCGUACCUGCGGGAAUACACCGGACUGCGCUUCGAUGCCAUCUUCUCCUCGCCCAUUGAGCGCUCCAAGCAGACCGCCAUCCUCGUGUGCCAGGAGAUAGGAGAGGAUGAGAGCCGCAUCAAGUACUCAGACGAGCUGCAGGAGCUGUCGCAGGGGACGUGGGAGCGGCAGCCGCGGCGGAGCAUCUACCAGCAGGGCGUGCUGGAGCAGAUGACCGCCGCGCAGCCUGACUUCCGCGCCCCUGGGGGGGAGUCCCAGCGCCAGGUGGAGUUCCGCAUGGUGGAGUUCAUCAACAGUGUGCUCUUCGCCCGCCAGCACCUCAUCUCCCCGGGCCCCGCUGCCCUCGCUGCCGCUCACUGCCUCGGCCUCCACACAAGCCACUCCGCACCCUCCCUGCACCUCCUCGCCUCCCCUCCCCCACCCGCCGCUUCUUCCUCCUCGAAGGAGAAAGGGCUGAUGUCAGAAGGUGGAAGCAGAGGCUGGGAGAGGAUUGGCGUCGCUAUUCAUGCAGAGAGUGUGGUCGUGCAGUGUGUGAGAGGAUAA